GUUCAUGUCCAGGAACUGUGCCUAUGUUAUCUUUGUUGUCAUUGGACAUAUCCUGGAACUUACCAUGUUGAUUGCUUUAUUUUUUUCUUGCAUAGUUGUCAUACCUUUGGUGGCAGGAAGUGAUGCUCCUUGUCAUAACAUUGGUGGAACAUGCCAAGACGACCAUUUGCAUUGCUCCGGAAGUUACGCCACUGGCUUGUGUUCAGGGGAUGCUCAUCGUCGAUGCUGUUCAUCACAUACAGCCGUGGACAUUGGAGGUUGCAGUGGGGUUAAGAUAUACUCGCGCGAUAGCUGGGGCGCACGGCAACCAAAGAGCUUCUCCACUUUCCACACUCCCGCCAGUUUGUUCUUCAUCCACCAUACCGCGGGGCAUGGAUGUCACGACUUCGACAGCUGUGCACAUACUCUAAGGGGAAUCCAGAAUUACCACAUGGAUACACGAGGUUGGAAUGAUAUCGGAUACAGUUUCCUUGUGGGCCAAGAUGGCAACGUAUAUGAGGGUCGGGGCUGGCAUCACGUGGGUGCGCACACGCAGGGGUACAACAGCCGGGGGUUCGCUGCCUCAUUCAUGGGGAACUUUAUGACCCACCUCCCCAACGCGGCAUCUAUGAAUGCAGUAAAAGCGUUGAUAGCGUGUGGUGUCCAGAAAGGUUACAUCUCUCCCAGCUACCACCUGUACGGUCACCGCGAUGUGGGCUCCACCGAGUGUCCCGGGGACCAGCUGUACAAAGAGAUCCAGUCGUGGCCUCAUUACAGCCACACACAUCCUUAAAGAGCAGUCUAUGCGAACUUUUACUUGCAUUCCUCAUCAUGAUAUCUAUGACAAAUGAAUGCUUUCAAUUGUCUUUUUUUUUUUUUUUUUUUUUUUUUUUACAAAAUGAUGCACACAAAGUACGUAUUUACACUGUAAAACACGAUUGUAGCAUGGUGCCUGGGACAACCGAUUUAAAUUGCAUGGGUUCUUUAAAACCAUAAUUUUUUAGUUUACCAUAUCUGUAUAUUCGAUAAUUUCGUAAUACAAUUAUAAUAAGAUGCAUCAGUAGAAAAAAGCUGACUUCGA
This is a messenger RNA of Magallana angulata, 1060 nucleotides long. Its product is annotated as peptidoglycan-recognition protein SC2-like. Gene Ontology annotation, molecular function: N-acetylmuramoyl-L-alanine amidase activity; zinc ion binding. The transcript is spliced from 4 exons. Gene Ontology annotation, biological process: peptidoglycan catabolic process. The record is from RefSeq and is a predicted model, not a curated record. The coding region runs from base 5 to 772 and encodes 255 amino acids. NCBI's taxonomy places the organism in Eukaryota, Metazoa, Mollusca, Bivalvia, Ostreida, Ostreidae.